GCCCUUCACCCAGCCGCCUCCCACUUUCUCCAGUGGCUGAAGUUCUGACUUUUCCUAGACAGCUGGAGAAAGCCAGCUCGCAAAAGCAGAGCUAUAUUAUCCACUUCCUCGCUCCGGUGGGACGCUAGAGAGGAAAUCACACUUUGUAACUGGCUCUCCCGGGGGAGAGGACAGCGCAGCCCUGAGGUCUUGGGCGCGCGCCCGCCUGGCUGCAGUGAUUUACCUUCACGGAAAUUGGGGGAUUCAGAAAAUUGGGAGCUCUUAUGAACAUGGCCAACCUACUGAGAACAGCGGUGACUGGCUGUUCAUGUCCUUUGCUUAACAAUUUGGGGUCCUGUAAGGUUUUCCCUGGGAAGAAGGAGUUUUUACGAAAACUUCAUACUCAUCAGGUGCUGUGGUCUGAAGCCUCUGCAAAACCAGGAAUUCCAUAUAAGCAAUUGACUGUUGGCGUUCCCAAGGAGAUUUUCCAAAAUGAGAAGCGAGUGGCGCUGUCACCUGCUGGUGUUCAGGCCUUGGUCAAGCAGGGUUUUAAUGUUGUUGUGGAAUCAGGCGCUGGAGAAGCUUCCAAAUUCUCAGAUGAUCACUACAGAGCAGCUGGUGCCCAAAUCCAAGGGGCAAAGGAAGUGCUGGCUUCUGAUUUGGUGGUCAAAGUUCGAGCCCCCAUGGUUAAUCCAACGUUAGGUGUUCAUGAAGCUGACCUUUUGAAGACGUCAGGAACACUGAUUAGUUUUAUUUACCCAGCCCAAAAUCCAGACUUGCUAGAUAAACUUUCCAAAAGAAAAACUACCAUUCUGGCAAUGGACCAGGUUCCAAGAGUCACAAUUGCUCAGGGAUAUGACGCGCUGAGCUCCAUGGCCAACAUUGCUGGUUAUAAGGCUGUUGUACUAGCAGCAAAUCAUUUUGGACGAUUUUUCACUGGUCAGAUCACAGCUGCUGGAAAAGUUCCUCCUGCAAAGAUUCUGAUAAUUGGUGGUGGUGUUGCUGGGCUGGCCUCUGCAGGUGCAGCAAAGGCAAUGGGUGCAAUUGUACGUGGAUUUGAUACCAGAGCUGCAGCUUUGGAGCAGUUCAAAUCUCUGGGUGCUGAACCCUUGGAGGUGGAUGUGAAGGAAUCUGGUGAGGGACAAGGAGGAUAUGCAAAGGAGAUGUCUAAAGAAUUCAUUGAUGCGGAAAUGAAGCUCUUUGCUCAACAGUGCAAGGAGGUGGAUAUCCUGAUCAGCACAGCACUUAUUCCAGGUAAAAAGGCUCCAGUUUUAUUUAGUAAAGAAAUGAUUGAGUCAAUGAAGGAAGGUUCAGUUGUUGUGGAUUUAGCUGCUGAGGCUGGCGGAAACUUUGAAACCACUAAGCCAGGAGAACUUCAUGUGCAUAAGGGAAUUACUCACAUCGGCUAUACCGACCUUCCCAGCCGAAUGGCCACGCAGGCCAGCACCCUAUAUUCUAACAACAUCACUAAACUCCUGAAGGCCAUCAGCCCCGACAAAGAUAAUUUUUAUUUUGAAGUGAAAGAUGACUUUGACUUUGGUACAAUGGGUCAUGUCAUUAGGGGAACUGUGGUCAUGAAGGAUGGUGAAGUGAUUUUCCCUGCUCCCACACCAAAAAAUAUUCCUCAAAGUGCCCCAGAAAAACCAAAGACAGUUGCUGAGGUGGAAGCUGAAAAGGCAGCAACAGUGACACCCUUCAGGAAAACGUUGACAGCAGCUUCUGCUUAUACAGCAGGUCUCUCUGGGAUGCUGGGUUUGGGCAUCGUGGCUCCUAAUUUAGCCUUUUCUCAGAUGGUGACCACUUUUGGCCUGGCCGGCAUUGUGGGGUACCACACCGUUUGGGGUGUGACCCCCGCUCUCCACUCACCACUGAUGUCCGUGACUAAUGCAAUCUCAGGCUUGACUGCGGUUGGUGGGCUGGCGCUGAUGGGAGGACAUUUGUAUCCCUCCACAACUGCUCAGGGCCUUGCUGCUCUUGCUACUUUCAUAUCCUCAGUCAACAUUGCAGGUGGCUUUCUGGUGACACAGAGAAUGCUGGACAUGUUCAAACGCCCCACUGAUCCCCCAGAAUACAAUUACCUGUAUCUACUCCCUGCUGGUACCUUCAUUGGGGGAUAUUUAGCUGCCCUCUACAGUGGUUAUAACAUUGAACAAAUCGUGUACCUGGGCUCAGGUCUGUGCUGUGUUGGUGCCUUGGCCGGCCUUUCCACCCAGGGAACAGCUCGUCUUGGCAAUGCAUUGGGCAUGAUUGGGGUGUCUGGAGGCCUGGCGGCCACCCUUGGAGGCCUCUCACCAGGGCCAGAACUGUUAGCUCAGAUGUCUGGAGCAAUGGCUUUGGGCGGUACCAUUGGCUUAACAAUUGCCAAACGCAUCCAAAUUACAGACUUACCUCAGUUAGUUGCUGCUUUUCACAGUUUAGUGGGCUUGGCAGCUGUACUCACUUGCAUCGCGGAGUACAUUGUCGAGUAUCCACAUUUUGCCAUGGAUGCAACAGCAAACCUCACCAAGAUCGUGGCCUACCUCGGAACUUACAUCGGUGGUGUCACAUUUAGUGGGUCUCUUGUUGCCUAUGGAAAAUUGCAGGGUAUCCUAAAAUCUGCCCCUCUCAUACUCCCUGGAAGGCACUUACUCAAUGCAGGCCUGCUGGCUGCUAGUGUGGGUGGAAUGAUGCCGUUUAUGAUGGACCCCAGCUUUACCACCGGCAUUACCUGUCUGAGCUCUGUGUCAGCUCUCUCUGCUGUCAUGGGUGUGACUUUGACUGCUGCCAUCGGGGGUGCUGACAUGCCCGUGGUUAUCACUGUGCUGAACAGCUACUCUGGCUGGGCCUUGUGUGCAGAGGGGUUUCUGCUCAACAACAACCUGCUGACCAUCGUGGGUGCGCUCAUUGGCUCCUCUGGUGCCAUCCUGUCCUACAUCAUGUGUGUGGCUAUGAAUCGCUCCCUGACUAAUGUGAUUCUUGGAGGCUAUGGCACUUCUUCAACAGCUGGUGGAAAACCCAUGGAAAUUACUGGCACACAUACAGAAAUCAACCUUGACAAUGCAAUUGACAUGAUUCGAGAAGCUAGUAGUAUUAUUAUUACUCCAGGCUAUGGUCUCUGUGCAGCCAAAGCUCAGUACCCCAUUGCUGAUUUGGUAAAGAUGCUCACUGAACAGGGCAAAAAUGUCAGGUUUGGAAUUCACCCAGUUGCAGGCCGGAUGCCUGGUCAGCUUAAUGUGCUGCUGGCUGAGGCCGGCGUGCCAUAUGAUAUUGUGUUGGAGAUGGAUGAGAUCAACCAUGAUUUCCCAGACACUGAUUUGGUCCUUGUUAUUGGAGCUAAUGACACUGUUAAUUCAGCAGCACAAGAAGACCCCAAUUCUAUAAUUGCAGGCAUGCCAGUCCUGGAGGUCUGGAAAUCAAAGCAGGUUAUCGUAAUGAAGAGGUCCCUGGGUGUUGGCUAUGCUGCAGUGGACAAUCCAAUCUUCUACAAACCUAACACGGCCAUGCUGCUAGGAGAUGCCAAGAAGACAUGUGAUGCCCUGCAGGCCAAAGUGAGAGAAUCCUACCAGAAGUAAUCGUGAAAGACCAAGCUGUUCUCUAGCUGUUCUCUACCAAAGCUGCCUCUUUACUUGUGGAAACUGGCAAAUCAAGUCUUGGUACUUACAGCUAACAUAUAUCUGUAGCAAAACUCUUGAAGUAAAGGAAGACUCUGAAGAAAGCAAAACAAAUACAGGGAGAUUUUUCUAGAACAGUGAUAUCUCCAUUUGAAAAAAGGAUUGAAAAUUCUAAAUGUUUUUCUAUGCAUAUGUUUCGUGUGUGUUAUAAAUCAAAAAUAUUUUUAAAAAGGAGAAAGAACAACAUCAUUUUCGAUGUAAUCCAUUUGGAUUUUUUAAAAAUUCCUCCAUUAACAUCUGGGGAAGACAAGCUACUAUGAAAUAAACUGUUUGCAAUUAAGUUUUUUUCCCCCCAAAUCAGAGUAUGUUUUGAGAUCUUAUUUAAUUGAUGAUUGGUGAGCAGUGGUGGCACUUUUUUUAUUUCUUAGCUACCUCUUUGUUACUACACACCAAUAAAGAUUGUCUUUUGCCUUUUGCCUCAACAGUGUCGAUUUUCUUUGUGACUUUGCUACUU
Talpa occidentalis (Iberian mole) is the source of this 4083-nucleotide messenger RNA. It is a transcript of the gene NNT, whose product is annotated as nicotinamide nucleotide transhydrogenase. NCBI's taxonomy places the organism in Eukaryota, Metazoa, Chordata, Mammalia, Eulipotyphla, Talpidae. Gene Ontology annotation, biological process: NADPH regeneration; proton transmembrane transport. The coding region runs from base 264 to 3530 and encodes 1088 amino acids. The record is from RefSeq and is a predicted model, not a curated record. Gene Ontology annotation, cellular component: mitochondrial inner membrane. The transcript is spliced from 22 exons. Gene Ontology annotation, molecular function: NADP binding; NAD binding.